UAUAGACUUCCGCUAAUUCUCCAACGAAGGCGGUGAUAAACAAUUGGGCCAUAGAUUCUAGAGUCUAGAUUAGAGAAACGAUUUUUUGUUAUACUAAGGUUGAUUUUCAAAUAGCAUAACAAAUCUAGAUCUACGCGACAUUUUAAAGGAGAUCGGCAUUAAAGAUGAGCAUGUUUGGUGCACCUAGUUCUAGUGCAGGUACUGGUUUCUCCUUUGGUGCAGCAUCUGGUACCAGCGCAGCCCCAAGCAGCGGUGGAUUUUCUGGCUUUUCUUUCGGAACCACAACUAGUGGGGCAACCCCUUCUACCACUUCAGGGGGAUUUGGAGGAUUCAGUUUUGCAGGUGCCCCGGCUUCGUCAUCCGCAGCAUCUACAGGAUUUAGUUUUGGAGCUACAACAAAGCCUGUCAAUGGCACAAGCACUGGAUUCGGUGGGUUUAGCUUGGGGUCCCAACAGCCGACAUCUCAAGCAUCAUCCACCUCUGGCGGCUUUAGCUUUGGGCAGCCUGCGACAACUUCUGAGGCAGCAGCUAGCACUUCUACUGGCAGCAUAGCGACUGGUGCUGCCUCUGGGUUUGCAUUCAAGACAGCCACAUCCGCCGCAGCACCUCCACCAGCAUAUUCUGCAGCCGGUGGAACCAGCGGCUCUCUGUUAGGUGGAUUGCUGACUGCCCCUGCCUCCACAGCUACAAGCACGCUGACCACAACUUCCUCUCUCACACCUUCCACAGCAUUUAGUUUUGGGGCCACAGGAACUACACCUACCACAACAUCGGCUACUACGACCACUUCAACUACAGGCUUCAAUUUCGGCUUUGGCUCAACUCCUCAGAGCAGUGCAGCUUCAACUUUAGGAGGUCUUGGGGGGUUUGGUGCUACGUCUACCAGUGCAACCACUGUGACUUCAACAUUACAGACGUCCACUAGCCUGGCAACAACUAGCUUACCACCUGCCCAGAAACCCAUGACCUUCAGGCAGCUGGAGGACACGAUUAAUAAAUGGACUGGCGAACUGGAGGAGCAGGAAAAGUAUUUCCUGGAACAAGCCACGCAGGUGAAUGCCUGGGACCGGGUUGUCAUGGAGAACGGGGAAAAGAUUGUACAGCUCAACCAAGAUGUGGAAAAGGUCAAAUUGGACCAACAAAAGUUGGACCAUGAACUGGACUUUGUCCAGUCUCAACAGAAGGAGCUGGAGGACAUCUUAGUGCCUCUGGAGAAGGCCCUGGACAGUCUGCCACCAAUCAGUUAUCAGCAACAUGCAGACAUUGAGAGGGAACACACGUACAACCUGGCAGAAAGUCUUGAUGCCCAACUGAAACGAAUGGGCCAGGAUUUGAAGGAGAUAAUAGAACGUCUCAAUGCCAAUAACUCCAAACCUGAAGCAGAUGAUCCAGUCCAUCAGAUCACAAAGAUAUUAAAUGCACACUUCAUGUCUCUGAUGUGGGUGGAUAGAAAUACAGCCAAUCUUCAGAAGCGCGUGGAAGAAAUCUCGAAGCAGAUGGACAUCGAAAGAAGGGAACAAGAAAAGUAUUUCCGCUUGGCUUACAGCUGAAGCCUUGAGAUGGUUCCACUCGAUGUUAGAAACAUGUUCCUUCACACCAUACAAACAGUCGAAGUUGUUUCGACACACUGGGCACUGUGUCAUCACAUGCAUAGAGUAUUCUGACAACUGACCAAGAAUUUUGUACCAUGAUUUUUGUUCGCUUACUUUUUUUUUGAUAUCUAAACAUUGGGUAAAUAAAAUGUAAAAAUGCCUGGACCUUAUCAACAUCAAAA
This is a messenger RNA of Biomphalaria glabrata, 1774 nucleotides long. RefSeq names its product nuclear pore glycoprotein p62-like. Gene Ontology annotation, molecular function: phospholipid binding; structural constituent of nuclear pore. The record is from RefSeq and is a predicted model, not a curated record. The transcript has 9 exons. Gene Ontology annotation, cellular component: nuclear pore; nuclear pore central transport channel. Bases 165 to 1550 code for a protein of 461 amino acids. Lineage: Eukaryota; Metazoa; Mollusca; Gastropoda; Planorbidae. Gene Ontology annotation, biological process: RNA export from nucleus; protein import into nucleus.